CAGUCAUUAAGCCGCUUCAGCUGUAAGGAAGAUGUCCUGAUGGUAGAGAACCGCACGAAGCCAAACAAGCGAAUACAUCACGGGAAACACAAAGGAUUUUUUUUUUGGGUACGUACCUUGUGUGGAGAAGUUAAUGACCUCGGCUGGAAUCUAUGGGAGGGGCUCCCUGAUGCAGAGGCAGCUAACGGAUUGCUGGAAAGUUUUUCACACGCAGAACCGGGACGUUUGGAAUAUUUUGAUUUGAUCCCACCGGCUUAAUCCGAGCUGCAGCUUGAUCGUUUUCUGUGAUUUGACUUCUAAAUUCGACUUCUGAAUGAAAGUGUUGAGUUUGCUUUGCUACAGAUCUUAUUGUCACUCAGGCAGAUGUGACCUUGAGGAAAAAAAAUACUUUCCAAAUAAACGUGUUGUGGCCUUUUUCAUUUUUCUUCCUCACAUUCUGGAAAAUCUGACUUGAGAAGAUCUGGGCAAUUUUCACCGGGAGGCUCUCUCACCAUGGAGCAUUCGCCCUCUAUGAACUUGACAGUGGUCGAUGGAGAUGAUGUGGAGGACCAGCGGCCCCUCCUCCCGCCGAGGAUGGCUCUCCCACCUCAGACCUGCCCUCCCCAGUGCGGGAUACACCGCAUGGGCCAAGCGUCAGCUGAUCACACCGUGUGGCUGGACAGAACCCAGGCCAUGGCCACCACACCUUUAUACAACGGCCACCUCUAUGUCACACCUUCGCCCCGCUCCAACAGGAGGGGCGACAAAGAGAAGAGGUGUGAGAAGAGGCCCGGGGGGAGGGGACAAAAUCCGCCACACAAGGAGUGUAAUCACAGGUGCAAAGACAAAAACGCAGCAGCUCUCAAAGCCCAGGAGAAGGUCACCUCCUUCACUGACGUCCUUACGCCCCCCCGCCGGGGACCCUGCAAGGGCCCCUGCAGGUCACACAUAGGCAUCAAGGAUGGUGAGGUCAGGGGGCGCCGCAAGUCAGGCAGCGUUUCUUUGGAGAUGCACGACCAGCAGAGUCUACCAGAGAUCAUCAUCACCAGCAAAGAGGACGACUUCCAGCCACAAAACGAGACGUUCCAGCAUCGCCAGGACCCGGCGGAGGCCCAGGGCCUUCUGCCAGGAGCGGAGUGCCCCGGCCCGAACCCCGACACCGACUCUCAGAGCAGCCCGAAACACAAGGAGGACAACAAAGCGGACUCGUAUUGGAAGACCCACAACAUCGGCUGGCGGCUGGUCCACAGGAGGGCUCUGUUCCUGAGGAGGCAGCGGCUGAAUGACUGCGCCUUGGCAGUGGGGAUAUUCGGGAUGCUGUUGAUGGUGAUGGAGACGGAGCUCUCCUGGAGCGUCUACAGCAAGAGCUCUGUGUACUCCCUCGCACUCAAGUCCAUCAUCAGCUUGUCCACCAUCAUCCUGCUGGGCCUCAUCAUAGCGUACCACUGCUGUGAGAUCCAGCUCUAUGUUCACGACAUUGGUGCAGAGGAUUGGCGGAUCGCCAUGACAACCGAUCGCUUGGCCCUGGUGUGCCUGGAGCUGGCAACGGCGGCCAUUCAUCCGUAUCCAGUGGGUCUGAUGGCCUACUUCCAGGAGACCUUCCAACACUCUGCGAAUCGCCUGAUGCUGUCGGAAACGGAGCUGGAGAUCGUCCUGGCCCUGCCCAUGUUCCUCAGGCUCUACCUGCUGGGCCGCGCCAUGAUACUGCACAGCCGCCUCUUAACCGACACCGCGUCUCGUAGCAUUGGAGCGCUCAACAAGAUACGAUUCAACACCCGGUUUGUGGGAAAAACGCUAAUGACCACCUACCCCGGGACUGUGCUGAUGAUUUUCAGUGUGUCUCUGUGGAUUGUGGCAGCGUGGGGUUUACAUGUUUGUGAAAGACACCACAACUACAGGGACCUGAGCAGCAACUACAUGGAGGCCUUGUGGAUGGUCUCUGUCACCUUCCUGUCCAUCGGUUACGGAGAUGUGGUGCCUCACACCUACUGUGGUCGAAGCAUCUGUCUCCUCACGGGCAUAAUGGGAGCUGGCUGCACCGUCCUGGUGGUGGCCGUGGUUGCCAGGAAACUGGAGUUGUCCAGAGCUGAGAAACAUGUUCACAACUUUAUGAUGGACUCACACAUCUCCAAGCGGAUCAAAAUUGCUGCGGCAAAUGUGGUGAGAGAGACUUGGCUUAUCUACAAACACACUAAGCUGUCCAGAGAGAGAGACCACAGCAGAGUCCGCAUGCAUCAACGGAAGCUGCUCCUGGCCAUCCACCAACUGCGCCAGGUGAAGAUAGAGAAGAGAAUACUGGCAGACCAAGGGAACUCGCUUGUGGACUUAUGCAAGGUGAGAGAGGCAAGUGAAUGCAUCAUUUUAAACCUCCAAACGGAAAAAAAACGCACAAAAAAAGUAGCAACUAAUAUUUCUCCUCCCAACAUGGACCUUCAUACGCCAUUGUGGACAACAAUGCAGAUGCAAAACCAGAUGUCUGACGUGCUGUCAGAGGUGCAGGGCUGCAGGGGGGAGCUGGACACACACAUCCACAGCCUGGAGAAGCACGUGGAGGAGUUGAGAGAGGGCUUCAGGAGCCUGAUGCCGCUCCUGUCCAACACCUUGUCCACGCAGAACUCCUCCAUCCGCCACCUGCUGAGGGAGAGGGAGUCAAAGACGGAGAGCGCUGGUGCGACCGUAGACAGGUAGAAAGAGGCUUUGGAAGAAAUAAAGGCUUUUCAAUUGCUCCUUGGGGAGUUAUCUGCCUUUUAUACAGCGAUAAGACGAGGCCGGGACGUUACAUGUUCCUAGCAGACUGAAGGCUGUACAGGUGUGUGUCAGUUGUAUCAAAUCCGGGUAGAACCAAUUUCUGUAGCAGAAAAACCAUAAAACCAAACUGUAGAAAUCGUCGUAAUUACCUUCUUAUGAAGGCCUUUAAAAUAUUUGCAGGACUGACAGAAAAAAGGAAAACACUGCGAUAGUAAGAUAAUAACUUGCCACGAAAUGUGACUAAUUAAUUUUAUAAGGAUAAAUUGGAUUUGCUAUUUUUCUUGGUCGUAUAUGUUAGCAAAUGGAUUAUGGACUGUUAAAAUAACUUUUUUUCACUGUUUUGUGAUGUUUUAUUGACAAACCGUCACAGCCCUAAUCGAUACAUGAACUAUUACUUCAACGUUAGUGAGUAUUAACACCUGUAAAGUCUGCACUUUCCUUUCAUCAUGUAGUUAAAAUACAAUACAUUGAAGUAUGGUUUGGUGUGGAAAUAUUCAAAUGUAAUCUGACAGAAUUAUAAAGUUAAUCAGUAGUUCUUUCUAAUAAACAUUGUAAAAUGACUGCCGUUGCAUUAAAUGUCUCAGACAGUAGAGAAAUUCCUUCCUUCAAACAGGGAACGUAACAAACCAACACUUUAGCCUUAACAAACUACGAGUUGCAGAUGGGAGGGUUUAUUCAAAGCAAAUAGAAAUGUGUGGACAUGAACAGUGGAAAUACAACUGCCGUUCAGUUGGUUGUAGGGUUUUACUCAAGAUCAAACUGUUGGGAGGAAGACAGCACUAAAACCCAGAAACCUCAAUGGAGAGAAGAGGACACACUACUGUUGCUCAAGUAGUAUUGGAAGUCAUUAUAUGGCAUAAAUAUGAUUGUUAAAAGUCCUAUGGUAUUUC
This is a messenger RNA of Pungitius pungitius (ninespine stickleback), 3617 nucleotides long. RefSeq names its product small conductance calcium-activated potassium channel protein 1-like. The transcript has 9 exons. Gene Ontology annotation, cellular component: plasma membrane; neuronal cell body; neuron projection. The coding region runs from base 493 to 2667 and encodes 724 amino acids. Gene Ontology annotation, molecular function: small conductance calcium-activated potassium channel activity; calmodulin binding. Gene Ontology annotation, biological process: potassium ion transmembrane transport. NCBI's taxonomy places the organism in Eukaryota, Metazoa, Chordata, Actinopteri, Perciformes, Gasterosteidae. The record is from RefSeq and is a predicted model, not a curated record.